AUGUCCAUGGACAAGGAGAGGCUUGACAACAGCCUACGUGAAUUGCAGGAAUUUAAAUUCCUUACCCGGUAUGGGGACAUUGCUGGGCUUGUAUGGAACGAUUUGAAGGUGGCCGAUGCGCGAUUGCCCAUUUCCUCGGACAAGCCACAGGUAUCACUCCCGCGGACGGCUAUCGACAUAAUCCAAAGGAUACGGGAGGAGCAAGGGCUCACGGAGGGUGACCCCGUGUGGCCUGAGUUCAGCGAUGCGAGAAGGGAGAUGGGUCGGUACGGGACUCACCUGAUCGUAUUGGCAUCAUACCUCGUACACCGGAUGGAUAUCGAGACAGUCGUCUUCGCGGUCGAAGUAUACGCCAAUCGGAACCAGAUAUGUCACUGGGCGAGACCGGAUCCAAAGGCCGAAGGCCUCGACAAAUCCGUGGCGGCGGAACUCUUUGUCCAGGCCCUCGACAAAGACCGAGCCGACCUCGAGUCCGAACUCCCCGACAAUUGGUCCGAUCAUAAGGGGAAAUGGGGCAUUCUCAUCGACCAUUUUCAGACGUCCAAGGUACAGAAGUCCGGCGAGGGGCUAUGGGAGGUCAAGGACACUGGCUCUGGUGCCGUUAGCGCCGAACCGGAGGCCCGCCAUCCAUCCGCCGCGGAGUUCGCCAAAAGGGGCCGAUCUUUUUCGGACCCUUUCCAGUAUAUGCCUGGCACUCUUGGCGCCCUUCUGGACGUCACGGGUCCUAUAUCGACAAAAGGCGAAUCUCCUGACGAUGUGAAGGAGGAAGUUUCUGGACCGGCUGCGAAGACACCAACAUCCGGAGAGAGGGAGAUGCAAGCGAGGUUAAACCUUGCAAAGCAUUUCCUCAAUGCGAGGACAAAAAUCGCCAGCAAAUGCAAAGGUAAUGCCGAGGAGGUUAAGAGCCACUUCGCCAUUUUCCUGACGGAUGCCCUGGCCAAGCUUAAGCAAGGUGCCACCAGGCUGCGGCGCAAGGUCCUGAAGGCGAGAGCCUAG
Molecule: messenger RNA, 996 nt
Organism: Trichoderma harzianum CBS 226.95
Lineage: Eukaryota; Fungi; Ascomycota; Sordariomycetes; Hypocreales; Hypocreaceae
Exons: 4
Coding region: 1-996 (331 amino acids)
Source: RefSeq, a predicted model, not a curated record